AUGCACGGCCAGCCCCAGCCCGGCCCGCAGCCCCCGGCGCGGCUGCCCGUGCCCGGCCGGCCCAAGGCAGGCAGGAGGCGCUACAAGACCUUCAUGAUCGACGAGAUCCUCUCCAAGGAGACCUGCGACUACUUCGAGAAACUUUCCCUGUACUCCGUCUGCCCGUCGCUCCUGGUCCGGCCCAAGCCGCUGCACUCCUGCGCCGGCUCCCCUUCUCUACGGGCGUAUCCUCUCAUCUCCGUCAUCACCCGGCAGCCGCCCGUGCUACCCCAGCUGGUCCCGGCUGCUGGCAGUUCCCGGCUGCUGUCCCCCCAGCCCUGCCUGGGGGCCGUGGGCACGGAAGUUUCCCCCAUUGAGGCCCAGGGCAGCAGCGAGUCUGAGGCGGAGCAGCCCCCACCGCGCUCGAAGAAGCCACGCCGGAGCAGGACCAUCUUCACCGAGAUCCAGCUCAUGGGCCUGGAGAAGAAAUUCCAGAAGCAGAAGUACCUCUCCACCCCUGACAGGCUUGACUUAGCCCAAUCCUUGGGGCUGACUCAGCUCCAGGUGAAGACGUGGUACCAGAACCGUAGGAUGAAGUGGAAGAAAAUGGUGUUGAAGGGUGGACAGGAAGCUCCAACGAAGCCCAAAGGCCGUCCAAAGAAAAACUCCAUUCCCACCUCAGAGGAGAUUGAAGCAGAGGAGAAAAUGAACAGCCAGGCUCAGAGUCAGGCAUGGGAGGGAUCUCAAGCCAAUGAGGAGCCAAAACUACCAGAGGAGAACCCAGGAGUUCUGUUGGAGACAAAGAAGUCUCCAGAACAUAUACCAGAGCCUUCCUCAGAGGUGACUACACCAUUACCAUUAAGUUAAAAGGGAAAGAAAGAAGGGGAAAAGAAGAGAAAAGAAAAAG
This is a messenger RNA of Pseudopodoces humilis (Tibetan ground-tit), 886 nucleotides long. It is a transcript of the gene BARX2, whose product is annotated as BARX homeobox 2. NCBI's taxonomy places the organism in Eukaryota, Metazoa, Chordata, Aves, Passeriformes, Paridae. Gene Ontology annotation, biological process: regulation of DNA-templated transcription. The record is from RefSeq and is a predicted model, not a curated record. Gene Ontology annotation, molecular function: DNA-binding transcription factor activity, RNA polymerase II-specific; DNA binding.